CUGGGAGGCAGCCUCUACAGUCCAGAGAGAAUGAAACAGUCGGGAACAUGAACUACCGCAUGUGUCAUUGACGUUCCCAGUGAAUGAUCAAGGCUCAGGCUCUCUGGCGGGACUGUGAGCAUUUGGCCGGCUUAGUUUGGCCACCUGGCAAAGAGCGGUUCUGAGAAGAGAUGGUGAUGAGGGCCUUUGUCCUGUUGGCUGUCUUUGCGGAAGCCUCUGCGAGAUCUUGCACUCCGAAUAAAGCAGAUGUCAUUCUUGUGUUUUGUUAUCCCAAAACCAUCAUCACCAAAAUUCCUGAGUGUCCCUACGGCUGGGAAGUGCAUCAGCUGGCCCUCGGGGGGCUGUGUUACAAUGGGGUCCACGAAGGAGGUUACUAUCAAUUUGUGAUCCCAGAUUUGUCGCCUAAAAACAAGUCCUAUUGUGGAACCCAGUCCGAGUACAAGCCCCCCAUCUACCACUUCUACAGCCACAUCGUUUCCAAUGACAGCACAGUGAUCGUAAAGAACCAGCCCGUGAACUACUCCUUCUCCUGCACCUACCACUCCACCUACUUGGUGAACCAGGCUGCCUUUGACCAAAGAGUGGCCACUGUUCACGUGAAGAACGGGAGCAUGGGCACAUUUGAAAGCCAAUUGUCUCUCAACUUCUACACUAAUGCCAAGUUCUCCACUAAGAAGGAAGCCCCUUUUGUCCUGGAGACAUCCGAAAUCGGCUCAGAUCUGUUUGCGGGAGUAGAAGCCAAAGGGUUGAGUGUUAGGUUUAAAGUGGUUUUGAACAGCUGUUGGGCCACACCGUCGGCUGAUUUCAUGUACCCCUUGCAGUGGCAGCUAAUCAACAAGGGCUGCCCCACGGAUGAAACAGUCCUCGUACAUGAGAACGGAAAAGAUCACAGGGCCACCUUCCAAUUCAAUGCUUUCCGGUUCCAGAACAUCCCCAAACUCUCCAAGGUUUGGUUACACUGUGAGACAUUCAUCUGUGACAGUGAGAAGCUCUCCUGCCCAGUGACCUGUGACAAGAGGAAGCGCCUCCUCCUCCGGGAUCAGACAGGGGGCGUCCUGGUGGUGGAGCUCUCCCUCCGUAGCAGGGGAUUCUCCAGUCUCUAUAGCUUCUCAGAUGUCCUCUAUCACCUCGUCGUGAUGCUGGGGAUUUGUGUCGCGUUGUAG
Molecule: messenger RNA, 1163 nt
Organism: Ailuropoda melanoleuca (giant panda)
Lineage: Eukaryota; Metazoa; Chordata; Mammalia; Carnivora; Ursidae
Gene: TECTB
Product: tectorin beta
Exons: 11
Coding region: 171-1163 (330 amino acids)
Molecular function (GO): extracellular matrix structural constituent
Source: RefSeq, a predicted model, not a curated record